Molecule: messenger RNA, 4069 nt
Organism: Glycine soja
Lineage: Eukaryota; Viridiplantae; Streptophyta; Magnoliopsida; Fabales; Fabaceae
Exons: 5
Coding region: 554-3796 (1080 amino acids)
Source: RefSeq, a predicted model, not a curated record
ACAAAUUUCAUGUCACUGUUCUUAGAACGUCGUUUGUUUGUGUGAAGAUUUCUUAUCUGGGAUCUCUCUCAUCUUCCCAAAUUCUUCCUUUUAUUUUUUUUUUAAUUUUCUUCUUUCUCUCUCUAAACAAAAAAAAAAAGCUUCUAUUGUUCUUCUCUUUAUGCGAGAGAGAAGGACGAACAAGAGUGGCCCCAGUAGAUCGAAAUCGACGAUCUAAGCUUCUUCAAUGUUGUUGCAGCAACACCCACUUCGUUGUUUCUCCUACAAUUCUUGGUUUUAGCUAUCCUUUUGUUUUUUUGCUUAGUGAGAGAGUCAAACACUGAAUUUUUUUCUUCUGAUGAUGAUGAUGUUGAAUGGUGGAAAAUCCAUGGUGGAUUCUUAAGAGCACGUGAUGAGAGGAUGUGGGUUUAAGGGCUGGAGUGAAGAGGUCGAAAAUUUAUUACUAGAAGAUUUUUUAUAUAAAAUCAGUUGGGGGGAGAAAACAAGCAAGAGUUCAAGAGCCAAGGGGAAAUAUGUGACUGCUAGGAGAUGAUGGCAACAUUGGUUCUUUAGGAUGGGAACCAAAGUUCAGACUCUGCCAGGAUAUUAUUCAAUGAGAGAUCUUAAUGAGGAAUCCAGUAGUUGCGGCUGGCACCUAUAUUAUGGAGAUAAAACACUGGCAAAUGGGCAGUACUAUCAUAGUUAUCUGUCAAGUGGUGCUGCGGAUGCAUGUUCAGCACAUGAUAAGGAUAAUUUGAAGCAGACGAUGCUUGAGCAUGAGGCCAUAUUUAAAAAUCAGGUCUUUGAACUUCACCGCUUAUACAGAGUACAAAGGGAUUUGAUGGAUGAAGUUAAAAUGAAAGAUUUACACAGAAACCAUAUAUCUGUUGAGACAUCAUUUUCCACAGGUCCCUUGGCAUCUCAGUUGACAUCUGAAGAUGGUAAAAAAUGGCAUGUUCCUGGAUUUCCAAUAGUUGGAAGUUCUACUUGUGCUAGACCAUCUAUUUCAGGCAUUGAGGGCAUUCAUUCUCCUUUGAGUUCUAAUAAAGGAAUCAGCAAGCAAGCUGUUCUGUUCCCAUCCCCAAAUGGGAGUAGUAGCCCGAAAGAUGUUGAGAUACUAGGGUUCAGACCCUCAAAGGUGAGGAGAAAAAUGUUUGACCUUCACCUCCCUGCUUAUGAGUACAUUGACACUGAAGAAAAUGAAAAGCCUGGUGACGAAAAGAUUAGUGCCACAACAAAUUUUCUUUCUGAUAGAAAUUAUAAACAUGAAAAGGGAGCCAAUAUGAACCUUUUUAGUGGCAAUGGUGGCAAGACUGCAGGCCAGGAAGACAUUUCAAGAUCUAAGCAGUCUUUAAGAAGCGGAAAUGGUUUGGCAGACUUAAAUGAACCUGUUCAUGUGGAAGAAACAAAUGAUGUUGCAUACGUUUCUCCUCAGAACCAUAAUUCCUAUCAAGGGGGAACUGAAUGCUCUGAUCUAUCUGCCAAACAGAAGUCGAGGUUCUUUGGUUUGUCCAAGGAAGAUUUACUGAACUCGCAUCAUGGAACUGAAAGUUGGGCUCGAAAUAAUGGAUAUUUGGAUAAUGACAGGAAUCGAAAAAUGUGGAUUUCUUCAAUAGAGUCAGGGCAAGCUAAAAGCAAUCCAAAACCCAUUCCUCAACUCCUCAAACAAGAUCAAUCACUUUUAUCUUCCCAAUCAAUGCAAGAUGAACUCGGUAAAUCUCAUGAGCCUAGAUCUGAUUGUCGAACUAAUCGAAGCAAGACUGAUUUGUUGAGGGAAAAGAUGGCUAGUGGUUUAGAUAUCAGUGAAAGAAAUCAUGAAUACUCUGCUAAUAAGCUUUCAGAGUCUGUUGCAUCAUCACAUAGGCAUGGUCUCUUUGCAAUUGCUCCUUCCUCAGAUUUAGCUAGAUCUUGGUCUCACUUAUCUUGGGACAUGGCAAGUAGUACCCUAAACCAAAAGUUGAUAUCUGUACAGACACCUCCAUCUCGAUGUGUUAAUGCAUCUGGUUCCUUGAGUAGGAGUUCCCAGUCACAUCAGAGUAAUGGGAUGUUGGGAGAUAGUUGGCCUCUAAAUAUCAAUUCAAAGAUUAAUCCCGGUUUUCUAUGUGAGGCAUCUGGGAAAAAUGGAUUUUACCCCAGGACUUUAUCUGGGUCCAAGGAGCUGUCAGUGAACAUCUCUUCAAUUAGCUAUCUCAACCAUGAUAGUGAUUGCAAGAAAUUUCCUGAACACUUCAACAAUGGUCCAGCAAACUGCUACAAGAGUUCAAAUUUGAAUUCAAAUGGCAAUGACAUGAAGUCUGCAAAAAAUAUUAACUUGAAUGGGAUACUUUCUAAUGCUUCAUCCAACACCUUAGUUUCCCAGUCAGGUCUUGGAAUCAUGGAUGGAGAACAGAAGCAUGAGGAGCAGCUUGCAGUGUUGCCUUGGCUUAGACCCAAGACAACAUGUAAGAAUGUGGCACAAAAUGCUGGAGGUUUAAAUGUUUUCCAACUUGCUUCUUCAUCUAACAAAGAUGAAUCUGGAAAGGGGUCUAAUGGAAAAUUUAUUCACAAUGUAACUACAGGUUUGUGUUCAAAUGAUUUAGAGCCAAAGAGGAGAGAAGUUAGUGACAGCUCUAGUAAAAGGAAAAUUCUUGGGGUUCCCAUAUUUGACAUAUCUCAUAUUUCUGCUAAGGAGUCAUCUUCAUUCACCUCUUCGUCUGUGUCAGUUCCUAAUCCAUCUGAUGUAGAAUUAGUGGAAAAUAACCAGAGAAAACAUAUACUUGAUAUUAACUUGCCUUGUGAUGCUUCUGUUCCUGAGUUUGACGAACAAGCUGUAGCUCAAGUUAUUGUUUGUGAGACAGGAUCAUCCACAACAAAAGCCAACUCUAGAAAGCAGAUUGAUCUGAACUUGUGUAUGAAUGAGGAUGAAGCAUUUGUGACAAAUAUUCCAGCAACCAACUUAGAAACGAAGGCAGAAAUAGAUCUUGAAGUCCCUGCUGUUCCUGAGGCAGAGGAGGAUGCCAUUCCUGAAGAAAAGAAGCUUGAAACUCCUCUAGUAUCACCACUUGGCCCACAAGACACAGUUGAAAAGCUGCAGGAUGAGCUUAUGAGGCAUGCAGCAGAGGCAAUUGUUGUUUUGUCAUCUUCUUGCUGCCAGCAAGUUGAUGAUGUGAUCAGCAGUCCAUCAGAAGGCCCGGUGGUGGACUCUCUAAGUUGGUUUGUGGAUAUAGUUUCCUCGUGUGUGGAUGAUCUACAGAAGAAGAGUGAUAAUUCAAGGGAAAAAGAUGGUGAGGAUAAUGAGGAAUCUUCCUCAGAUGGAAUGGACUACUUUGAAUCAAUGACAUUGAAACUGACAGAGACCAAGGAAGAAGACUACAUGCCCCAGCCCCUUGUUCCAGAAAACUUCAAAGUGGAAGAAACUGGAACAACCUCGUUACCUACUCGGACACGAAGGGGGCCAGCUAGGAGAGGGAGGCAGCGAAGCGACUUCCAAAGGGAUAUCCUUCCAGGCCUUGCAUCUUUAUCGAGGCAUGAAGUAACAGAAGAUCUCCAAACAUUUGGAGGACUCAUGAAAGCAACAGGUCAUACAUGGAAUUCAGGAUUAAACAGGAGAAGUGGAUGUGGUAGGGGUAGACGGCGGUCACAGCCACAGGUUACCCCAACUCCUCCCCCUCCUCCAGUGGCAAACAUUGAAACAAACACCCCACUUAUUCAGCAGCUUAAUAACAUUGAAGGGGUGGGAUUGGAAGAUAGAAGCCUAACAGGUUGGGGCAAGACAACCAGAAGGCCCCGUAGACAAAGGUUCCCUGCAGGUAAUCCUCCAUCAAUCCGGUUAAUCUGAUCACUGUAAGAGGCUUAAAUUUGUAGAUGAGAAUUUAUAGAGGGUAAGUACAAAGCAGGUCCAUUUCAAUAUUGUUGGAACACAUGAUGUUCGAUCUCAAGCAUGGCGAUUUCUCUUGUAAAAAUUUCUUCAAACCCGAAUUUGGGUAUAUGUUUGAUUUUCAGUCAGUCUUUGGUCCAUACCAACUUAAAUAAAUAAUGUCGCAUGAUUUCUUCUUGGUUGACUCUUUUAAGAACUGUUGAGAAGAGAUAUAUACAGUUUGUGCACUCUCAC